This is a messenger RNA of Rubroshorea leprosula, 1497 nucleotides long. Lineage: Eukaryota; Viridiplantae; Streptophyta; Magnoliopsida; Malvales; Dipterocarpaceae. The record is from the annotation of a GenBank genome assembly.
AGAGAGAGGUCGAGAAAGGGUGCGAGGUAAUGGAAACAGAUCACGGCAUCGGCGACGACAACGGAGCAAGAGGUCAGAAUGGAGGCACGGGCAUCUGAGGAAGGCUUAUAGAGAAGAUGCUGGGCAAGGCAAUCAUCGUGAAAGCAAGAUGUCAAGGGGAUUUGAUUGGGCAACCUACAAUCAGGCGACGGUCUUCUACUUCUCAAACUUCCCUGAAGAUUGGACUUAUGAGCAAAUGUGGAAAACAUUUCUGAAAUUUGGGAGAGUUUAUGCCAUUUAUAGCCCAAGAAGGAAGAACAGGGCAGGAAGUAGAUUCGGGUUCGUGCGGUUCUUAGAUGUCAAAGAUGUGAGGAAGCUGGAGAAUGAACUCGAUCAAAUAUGGAUUCAAGAUCGCAAACUCAGGGUGAAUUGUCCACGGUUCAAGAAGAACCCAGAUACAGUUGCAGACGAGGUGAACAGGCGUAAUGUUCAAAUGCAAAGGAGAGGAAGCAUCUAUCCAGAGGCGAUGAGAGUCAAAGGACGCAGCUAUGCAGAUGUGGUGACCGGUCAUAACGGAAGGAAUGCAAGGAUGCAGAUGAAUGAAACUAACAGGGGAGUGAAGCAAAUCUGGAAGGCCAAAACUUCAGAACAAAAUUGGACAGGAUUGGAGUUUAAUCCCAAGCAUGAAAACUGGAAGUGGCUUGAAGGAUGCUAUCUAGGAACGGCAAGAUCGGUGGAGAUAGUUCCUGUUAUUCAGGAGCGACUGUACAUGGAGGGAUUGUUUGUGGUAAGAGUUCGAGCUAUGGGUGGGAAGUUGGUGCUAUUAGAUGGUGAAGAUAAAGAAGAACUAAAGGAGUUGGUAGAAUCUGCAGCAGAUUGGCUUGGCCAAUGGUUUGAUGAAAUCCGUCCAUGGUCUCCCACCUUGGUUGCUAGUGAACGAUUUGUAUGGGUGAAAAUGAUGGGAGUUCCCUUAGAAGUGUGGGGGGCAGAUUUCUUUUCCACUCUUGCAAGUCUGUGGGGAAAAUUUAUUUCCCUAGAUGAAAGUACCAGCUCAAUGAAAAGAUUUGAUGUGGCGAGAGUACUUGUCUCUACUGCCCAGAUGAAUCCAAUUUCAAGAACACUACGGAUUAAAGUCAAUGGCCAAUUGGUUUGCAUUAUGUGUAGAGAAGAGGAUGGAAGCAAUGGUCAUUUUCAUCUUAAAACUGAUCAUAAUCCAGUUCUUCAAUCUGAUUCAGAAGACGAGGAAUUAGAGUAUUGGUCAACUGAUCAUUAUCCAGAAGAGGAAUUCGGAGGUAACAGCCAUAAUUUCCAACGAUCUAUGUGGUCGGAAGACGGAAACAGUGGAGAAGAAGGAUAGAUGUGUUGGUGGAGAAUAAAAAGGGAUGGCUGUCUGAUGGAUUUGAGGUGCUGGUGGGUGAUGGAGGAGAUUUAAGCUUCUGGAGGGACUUAUGGUGUGGGGAGGAAGUCUUAGCUAACAAAUUCCCAAGACUUUAUUUGCUUUCUACUGGAACAAAUAAU